Molecule: messenger RNA, 1083 nt
Organism: Rhinichthys klamathensis goyatoka
Lineage: Eukaryota; Metazoa; Chordata; Actinopteri; Cypriniformes; Leuciscidae
Gene: ergic1
Product: endoplasmic reticulum-golgi intermediate compartment 1
Exons: 10
Coding region: 158-1030 (290 amino acids)
Biological process (GO): retrograde vesicle-mediated transport, Golgi to endoplasmic reticulum; endoplasmic reticulum to Golgi vesicle-mediated transport
Cellular component (GO): Golgi membrane; endoplasmic reticulum membrane; COPII-coated ER to Golgi transport vesicle
Source: RefSeq, a predicted model, not a curated record
UAAGCGGAUGUCACAUCCGGUUUGAACAGCCGGCAGGAUUGAAGGAAGAGUCUGGAGUUAGCCACUUUACUACUUGUGUCGUUUAUUUUUAAACACGUUAAAGGUGUAUAAUACAGAAUUAUAAUAUAACACACUUGAUUUUAUUCGCGCAGUCACAAUGACUUUCGAUGUGCGGAGGUUCGACAUCUACAGGAAAGUGCCUAAAGAUCUCACCCAGCCCACGUACACCGGAGCUUUCAUUUCAAUAUGCUGCUGCGUCUUCAUGUUGUUCCUCUUUCUCUCCGAGCUGACAGGAUUCAUCGCUACAGAAAUAGUAAAUGAACUGUAUGUGGAUGACCCUGAUAAGGACAGUGGAGGGAAGAUAGAAGUGAGUUUAAACAUCAGUUUGCCAAACUUACACUGUGAUUUGGUGGGUUUGGACAUCCAGGACGAGAUGGGCCGGCAUGAAGUGGGUCACAUAGAGAACUCGAUGAAGAUGCCUCUCAACAACGGCCACGGAUGCCGCUUUGAAGGAGAGUUCAGUAUUAAUAAGGUUCCAGGAAACUUCCACGUGUCGACACACAGCGCCACCGCUCAGCCCCAGAGCCCGGACAUGACCCACGUCAUACACAAACUGGCCUUCGGGGAGAAGCUGCAGGUGCAGCAUGUCCAGGGGGCGUUUAAUGCGUUAGGGGGAGCCAACAGACUGCAGUCCAAUGCUUUAGCGUCUCACGAUUACAUUCUCAAGAUCGUCCCUACGGUGUAUGAGGACCUGGCAGGCAAGCAGAGGUUCUCCUACCAGUACACCGUGGCAAACAAGGAGUAUGUGGCGUACAGCCAUACGGGCCGCAUCAUCCCGGCCAUCUGGUUCCGCUACGACCUGAGUCCAAUCACAGUCAAAUACACCGAGAGGAGACAACCGUUCUACCGCUUCAUCACUACUAUUUGCGCGAUCAUCGGUGGGACGUUCACAGUGGCCGGGAUCAUCGACUCCUGCAUAUUCACAGCCUCUGAAGCCUGGAAGAAAAUCCAGAUCGGGAAAAUGUCAUGAGUGUGUGUGUGUUCUCCUCCAUACGUCACGUGUCUUUAUUUAAACCUCUUCAU